AUGGCAAAAAAGUCUGCUUCUUCCGCUAAACAUGAGACUUCCAGCUCCUCUGUUGACACAAAGUCGCAUCCUAACACUCCUACCUCUCCUACCCAUAAAAUUGCUAUAAAAUCUUCAACCACAAAUGCUGACUUAGAGGCCAGCAACGCUUUAGUAAAACUCAUCAACAAAUAUUUCGAGACUGCAUCCACGCGCCUACGCUUAAUUGACUGCUUCAUGGCUUUUCUUGUUCUUGUUGGUGUUCUUCAAUUUGUUAUAGUCCUUAUUAUUGGCACUUAUCCCUUUAAUGCUUUUUUGGGUGGUUUUGCUUCAACUAUCGGCCAGUUUGUUUUACUUGCAGGUCUUCGUAUUCAAACUUCUAAGGCCAAUGCAUCACAGUUUCCUUCAGUCACUCCAGAACGGGCAAUUGCUGACUUUAUUGUUGGAAGCUUGCUUCUUCACUUUAUGGUCUACCACUUCAUCAAUUAA
This is a messenger RNA of Magnusiomyces paraingens, 468 nucleotides long. RefSeq lists its product as uncharacterized. Bases 1 to 468 code for a protein of 155 amino acids. Lineage: Eukaryota; Fungi; Ascomycota; Dipodascomycetes; Dipodascales; Dipodascaceae. The transcript is spliced from 2 exons. Gene Ontology annotation, cellular component: oligosaccharyltransferase complex; membrane. Gene Ontology annotation, biological process: protein N-linked glycosylation. The record is from RefSeq and is a predicted model, not a curated record.